AUGGCGACAUCAUCGCUACUGUUGCUGCUCCUCGGGACCUGCGCCCCCUCCUGCUUGUGUUUCAUCGCGUCAGGGACACAGAGAUACAGCUCGUGUGUACUGAUGCGUCGACAUGCCGCAUGCACUGUCAGAAGCAGAAGGAGCCAUUCUGUAGCUAGUACUUGUCUGCAACUUGAGGCCUCAACCAAGGAUGGAUUCGAUGAUGACGGGAGCAGAAAUCGAUACCAGCAGAUGGAAGAAUUCAACGAAGCAGCCUAUUCCGAACUUAGGACGUUCUCUGCUGUCUCGACAGGAGCUUCUCUAGAUUCGGCCGAUGAGAAGCCGCUACUACCAAACCCUGAGCUCUCUGCUCAACAGAGCAUCGCAGCGGUACUGACAGCCAUGAAGCUCAACAGCAAGACUGGCUGCAGAGUAUAUCUCCGUUUCAUGAGCGAGCAUAACGCGCAGAGCAAUUUGACGCCACAGGAACUCGAAGAUUUCCUGAAGAUGUCGGGAGAGAUGCAAGUACUGCUCGGGAAUUUCCGGUGA
Messenger RNA from Guillardia theta CCMP2712, 528 nucleotides. RefSeq lists its product as hypothetical. The transcript is spliced from 7 exons. The coding region runs from base 1 to 528 and encodes 175 amino acids. The record is from RefSeq and is a predicted model, not a curated record. NCBI's taxonomy places the organism in Eukaryota, Cryptophyceae, Pyrenomonadales, Geminigeraceae.